Molecule: messenger RNA, 555 nt
Organism: Exophiala aquamarina CBS 119918
Lineage: Eukaryota; Fungi; Ascomycota; Eurotiomycetes; Chaetothyriales; Herpotrichiellaceae
Exons: 1
Coding region: 1-555 (184 amino acids)
Biological process (GO): vacuolar proton-transporting V-type ATPase complex assembly
Cellular component (GO): endoplasmic reticulum membrane
Source: RefSeq, a predicted model, not a curated record
AUGGCCUCUUUCCUUGAGGAACUCUGGAAUUCCAUCUUCACACCAGGUCCCACCCCGACUCUGCUGAUCGCAACGAAUGCUGCCUUUGCCGCUCUCCAGCUGCUACUCUUCAUCCUCCUUGUCGCUACAUAUUCUCUACACUUCCUCGUGCUGUCCACCAUCUGUGGUGGGCUCUGGUACUCCAUCAAUUGGUUCGCUGCAGAGAUCGCGCGAGAGCAGAAGGCACAAAAGGAAGGAGAAGGAAAGAAGGAGAAGAGCCCGGAGCCAGACAAUGCCAGCGAUACGGAAACCGAAAACACCCCAGCCCCUCCAGUGUUCAAAUUACCAUCCACGCCGCCACCAAUAAUACCAACAGCGAAAUCAACAUCGCUUGCCCCGCCGUCAAGGCUGCCACAUGAUAAGCCAAAGGAUUCAUCUUCAGCGCCCGCAGAACAGAGGACAUCGGAUAGUGGUGAAGUCCUAAGACGACGCCGUAGUCUGGGCGAGGGCUCCGGCUAUAUCAGCACGGACAGUGAGUGGGAGAAAGUUUCGGAAGGGGAAGAGAAGAGCAAGUAA